UUCACUCGGUGCUAACAUUUCACCGCACGGUCAUCGUCAUUCUCACUUUAAUCUCUUUUUCAACCCCAAUCAUCGCUGUUAAGUUGGACUAUAUUUCAAAGAAGAUAAACAUGUGAUUCUCUUUCAGUUCCUUGCCUUCUAUGGGGUUGAACUGCGAGCACAAGCCCAACCAUAACCAUUCAUCAUUUCAUGCACAGUACUUGUAGUUAUUAUUAUUACUAUUAUCCUCUGCUCAACUCACCCUAUAAAUUUUCUCAUUACAACAACUUAAGAAACCCACCAAAGUUUCUUCACGCAUUCCCUUUGGGUUCAGUCGUGGGUUUUGGGAAACUCAUUAAAGUUCAUGCCUUUCAAGUCUGAGAGAGAGAUCUAGACAGUUUAACCAUUUGGGGUGUGAAGAACAAUCAAACUAAAUUCUGGGUGUGAGGUUCAGCAAUCUUCGUCAAGUGUCACUGAAUUAGUGACCCUUUGAUCAAAGGGCCAAAAGGGUACCCGGGAACCUCCACAGUCGGUGGAAUAAGAAUUUCGCCCCCAAAUUAUGGUGCCAGGAAAUGGCCUCUUUUAUCCCAUUUUGGGUUUUGCGUCGUUUGUGGUUUUCAUUUACAUGUCUUUUGGGGGCAUAAAGUUCAGUUUUUCGGAGGAGGGGCCUGAAUUGGGUUUUGUGGAGAGAAAUGGGACGCAGUUUGUGUUGGAUGGAAAAGCGUUUUAUGUGAAUGGGUGGAACUCUUACUGGCUAAUGGUGCAAUCGGUGGAUGGUUAUUCGAGAUCCAAGGUUCGUGAAAUGCUCAAAACCGGUGCUAAGAUGGGUCUCACUGUUUGUCGAACUUGGGCGUUCAAUGAUGGGGACUACAAUGCCCUUCAAACUUCCCCUGGUCACUUUGAUGAACAAGCUUUCAAGGCCCUGGAUUAUGUGAUAGCAGAAGCAAAGCAACAUGGAAUUAGGCUCCUACUUAGCUUAGUAAAUAAUUUGCAAGCAUAUGGUGGGAAGAGUCAAUAUGUGAAAUGGGCAUGGCAAGAAGGGGUAGGGUUAAGCUCGUCCAAUGAUUCUUUCUUCUUUGAUCCAUCUAUCCGUAGUUAUUUCAAGAAUUAUAUCAAGACUAUCUUGACAAGGAAAAAUACUAUCACCGGGAUUGAAUAUAGAAAUGACCCCACCAUUUUUGGUUGGGAAUUGAUUAAUGAACCUCGUUGCAUGUCUGAUCCUUCUGCUGACACUCUACAAGGAUGGAUAGACGAAAUGUCAACUUUUGUCAAAUUGAUUGACAAGAACCAUCUGUUGACUGUGGGUCUUGAAGGUUUUUAUGGUCCAAAUGAUCCAAAAAGUUCAACUGUCAACCCUGAGCUUUGGGCAUCCAGACUUGGCUCGGAUUUUAUUCGGAACUCCAAAAUAUCAAAUAUUGAUUUCGCCUCUGUUCAUAUCUAUCCCGACCAUUGGUUUCAUGAGCAAGUAUUUGAAGAUCAACUAAAAUUUGUCUCCAAAUGGAUGCUAUCCCACAUUGAAGACGGUGACAAAGUAUUGAAGAAGCCUGUGUUGUUCUCUGAAUAUGGAUUAUCAGAAAAGAAUGAAAACUUUUCCUUGUCUGACCGGGAAAAAAUGCACAGAACAGUUUUAGACAUAAUAUAUAAAUCUGCUAAGAAAAACAGGUCAGGGGCAGGUGCUUUGGUUUGGCAAUUCCUAGUUGGUGGAAUGAAUGAAUUUUCUGAUGAAUAUGGGAUGGUGCCGUGGGAAAGUUCAUCAACCCCUUCUGUAUUUAUUGAACAGUCAUGCAGAUUGGCCAAAGCAAAGGGAUGGACUCAACUGGAUGUAAGCUUCAAACAACGUUGUUAACAAAAACAGUGGAAAACAAAGUUUAAAUCAUGAAACAAAAAUCACUACAAUAUAUUGUUACUCCUUGGAUCACAGACAGAUUUUUGUACAAUAUCCUGGCUUCAACCCCUUUCAUCACCAAUUAUUGAAGUAAAGUGAAUUAGUUGAAUAUAAGUGUUAGCUUGGAUUACAUUAUCACAGAUUCUUAUGAAAUUCAAAUUAUGUCAUACUGCAACAAACCCUACAAGGAAGACGUGUGUAGAUAUGUGAAGGAAAAGCUUUGUAUGUAAUUAAUGUAAAUUUCAAUUAUCAAAAGAUCAAAUUUGUUCCAUGGGUUGUAAGCGGAAAAUCACAAAAUCUUGCUAAUAUAA
Messenger RNA from Cajanus cajan (pigeon pea), 2175 nucleotides. RefSeq names its product mannan endo-1,4-beta-mannosidase 2. Gene Ontology annotation, biological process: polysaccharide catabolic process. The record is from RefSeq and is a predicted model, not a curated record. Gene Ontology annotation, molecular function: mannan endo-1,4-beta-mannosidase activity. Lineage: Eukaryota; Viridiplantae; Streptophyta; Magnoliopsida; Fabales; Fabaceae.